CGUCUCAUCGGUUUGCUGCUAGAUUUGCGCCCAGGUGCCUUUCUACAGAUCGAAGGGCGCGUUACACGAACGAAACCACAAACAUCAUCGAAGACAGCUGGUGUGUGCACUCUUACCCUUUUUUCCUUGUCGUCGCUUUCCUUUUUCUCCCUCACCACUUUUCUCCUUUUUUUUUUUUCCCUUUCGUGCUCUGCUCUGCUCAUAGGGUUUUAAAAUACCACCACUCCGUUCCUAGCAGUCGUUUGGAAUUAUCAAGCCAGACUUCCAGCUGACUGUUCACAUUCAGGUUUAAAUAUCUUAUUUUCCUUUCCUACUUUGUCCGCUCAGAUCCCCAGUGUAAAGGAAAUGUCAAGGGCAAGUUUUGUGUCGAUUUUGAACAACGAUGACAACCCGGCAUUCGCGGUUCGAUCGGCUUACGGGAUACCCAAACAUUAUCCCACCUCUUCACAUCACUAUUCAUUGGAGCCUCCAGCAAGGGUCACGCCAGAUUAUCACUAUGGCCGCACAUACUCCGACUCCCCGUCCCCGAGGGUAAUGCGGCAACCAUUCGAUCCUGUCACAGAGGCCACCCGCGCAACAUCACCGGGUUCUUCAGAUUGUUCUUCUUACGAUUAUGCUGCCAGCUCUGCAAGCUCAUACCACGCACACUAUCCUAGCCGUCAGGAUCCUUACGCUUACCAACAACACCCGGAAAAGCGGCUCAGCGCCAACUCCAUGGCGGAACCGCCGUCUCCUCAAACAUCGAUUGCCAGCACCUCGAAAGAGUCUAUUGCUCCAAAACCAGCUCGCAAAAACAAGUACCCCUGCCCAUUUGCCGCCAGUCACGCCUGCACUGCUACCUUCACAACGUCAGGACAUGCAGCACGGCACGGUAAAAAGCAUACGGGCGAGAAGAGCGUGCAUUGCCCGAUUUGCAACAAGGCGUUUACCCGGAAAGACAACAUGAAGCAACAUAUCAGGACGCACCGAACACAUUCCGAUGAUAUGUCCUCAAACCCGUCUCAACGAAGUCCGGAAAUGAGCCGGGAAUGGGAGGCCAGGAGAAACAAUACUUUGUACGAUAACUAGAUUUGGGAUGUAUGUUCUCGGAGAUACGACUGUCUACGAUGACACGAGGACGACGAUUCCGAUGUGAAAGCAGCAGCCACCAUCACAGGGCUCCUUGCGUUUCGCCAUCAUGAAACAUGGUGAAUAAUGGAUGUCCGAGAGGACCUUUAUCCUCUUAGGUUCCCAGCAU
This is a messenger RNA of Aspergillus versicolor CBS 583.65, 1237 nucleotides long. RefSeq names its product C2H2-type zinc finger protein. The record is from RefSeq and is a predicted model, not a curated record. Bases 346 to 1068 code for a protein of 240 amino acids. The transcript has a single exon. Gene Ontology annotation, cellular component: nucleus. Lineage: Eukaryota; Fungi; Ascomycota; Eurotiomycetes; Eurotiales; Aspergillaceae.